Messenger RNA from Orbicella faveolata, 2159 nucleotides. RefSeq names its product hephaestin-like protein. The record is from RefSeq and is a predicted model, not a curated record. Gene Ontology annotation, cellular component: plasma membrane. Gene Ontology annotation, biological process: iron ion transport. Gene Ontology annotation, molecular function: oxidoreductase activity; copper ion binding. Lineage: Eukaryota; Metazoa; Cnidaria; Anthozoa; Scleractinia; Merulinidae.
AUGGCUGAAGUUUCGGUUGUAAUCAUCGUUAGCGGUGAUGGUGGUGAUCUUAUAGAAAUCAGCCCUGAUGGAAGGUGCGGAAGACCAUUGCUGUCUCUCUUUCACAAGAGCUCUUUAUCAGCGAGUCGGGAUUAUUACAUCGGAGCUGUAGAAAAGGAUUGGAACUAUGCACCAACAGGAACAAACAACGUGAAAGGAAUGCCACUGGACAGUGACAGUGAUGGCUCUCAGUUUACGGUGUCAGGUCCCCACAGAGUAGGAAGCAUCUAUCGCAAGGUGCUCUAUCGUGAGUUCACAGAUGGCACCUUUACAGAAGAGAAACCUCAUCCGAAGUACUUAGGAUUGCUGGGUCCUAUAAUAAAGGGCGAGGUUGGCGAUACUCUAAACGUUCACUUCAAAAACAUGGCUAACCGUUCGUUUACAAUGCACCCACAUGGGGUCUUUUAUGACAAGGGCUCAGAGGGUGCUCUCUAUGAUGAUCAUACGGAGGGAGGCCAGAAAGGGGACGAUCACGUACUUCCUGGUGUAACCCGGGUCUACAAAUGGACAAUUCCUGAAAAUCAUGCGCCAACCAAAGAUGACGAGAAGUGUCUUACUUGGGCUUACCACUCUCACGUGAAACCCGUCAAUGACAUCAACACUGGCUUGAUUGGAGCGAUAUUAACCUGCAAAAAAGGAACACUAGACGAAAGGGGGACUCGCACAGACGUUGAUAAGGAAUUUGUGUUACUCUUCGCUGUAAUGGACGAGAACAAGAGCUGGCUUCUUGAUGAAAACAUCGCACGCUUUUGUGCUGACCCUGAUGGAGCUAUGACAAAGAAGACAGAUGGCGGAUUUGUGAAAAGUAACAAAAUGUACAGCAUCAAUGGGCGAGUGUUUGGUAACUUGGAAGGUCUGGAUAUGUGCCUUGGAGAAAAAAUCAGCUGGCAUUUGUAUGGUAUUGGCACAGACACUGAUGUCCAUGCAGUUUUCAUUGUAGCGUAUUUUCACGGCCAGACAUUUAGCAGUGACAAGCACCUUAGGAGCAUUGCUACUCUUUUACCCGCGACAUUUGUGACGGCAACAAUGACGGCCGUCAAUCCGGGAACUUGGCUUUUAAACUGCAUGGUAACCAGUAAUUAUGACGGAGGAAUGUACGCUUUGUUUAAUGUAGCUAAAUGCGCCCGCGAUUUUGACCCGCCUGUCGUCAGCGGUGGAAGAACGCGAAAGUACUUUAUUGCUGCCGAGGAGAAGAUGUGGAAUUAUGGGCCGAGUGGAAUAAACAAAAUGACUGGAGAGGAUUUGUCAAAGCCAGGAAGUGAUGCGUCAAAGUUCUUCAUUCGAAGCGAAGACAGACUUGGAGGAACGUACAAGAAGGCUCUGUAUAUUGAGUACACCGAUGAUACGUUUAACACUAGAAAGAAUCGUACAGAAGAUGAACAUCAUUUAGGCUCCCUGGGACCUGUUAUUCGUGGAGAAGUAGGUGAUACCAUAGAGGUGGUCUUUCAAAACAAGGCUUCAAGAAACUACAGCAUUCAUCCUGUUGGUGUUCUGUACAGUAAAUCAAACGAGGGAGCAUUGUACGAAGACGGUACAUCCGAACAGGAUAAAAAAGAUGACGCAAUCCCACCCGGGGAACACUUCACAUACAGGUGGACUGUGCCCGAGGAAAUGGGUCCCAGGCCUUCAGACGCGCAAUGUUUGACUAGAAUGUACCUGUCGAGUGUGAACCCAACCAAGGAUAGAUAUGCAGGCCUGUUUGGUCCCUUAUUGGUUUGUAAGAAAAAGAGCCUGGAUUCUAAGAACAAGCAAAAGAAUAUGGACAAAGAGUUUGUGUUACAUUUUGUGGUUACUUUGGAGAAGAAUUCUUGGUACUACCAAGACAAUAAACAACUGGCCGGCAACCCUUCCACUAUUGAUGAAAGUAAGUAGUAACUGCCUGUCUGAACAUUCUCUUAGUUUGUUAUCUUCCUGUAUAUGUAGUUUAACACAUUUAUCAAGCAGAAUUAUUUGUACGUUUGAGGGAGGCAGCGUGGCUAAGUGGCUUUAGGGCGCUGGUGUUGUAAUGCGGAGGUCCCGGGUUCAAAGACGUCCAUUCUGCCACUAACAGGAUUUGUUUCUCGGUAGUCCCAAGUUCAAAUCCUCGGUCAGGCUUUGUAAAUAGCCAACUGGUCCGCCUC